GCGGUGUCAGGCGGUGGAAGGUCGUCCGUUACAGAAGGAAGGAUUUUGAUGAUGUGACAAUUAGGAAGUCAUGUCGACGCUGUGUCCACCACCCUCUCCUGCAGUUGCAAAGACAGAGAUCUCACUGACUGGAGAGUCACCACUACUAGCUGCUACUUUUGCUUACUGGGACAAUAUUCUUGGCCCUAGAGUACGACACAUCUGGGCCCCAAAAACGGAACAGGUGCUUCUCAGUGAUGGGGAAAUAACUUUCCUUGCAAACCACACGCUUAAUGGGGAAAUACUUCGGAAUGCAGAGAGUGGUGCAAUAGAUGUGAAGUUUUUUGUCUUGGCAGAAAAAGGAGUAAUUAUUGUUUCAUUAAUCUUUGACGGGAACUGGAAUGGGGACAGAAGUACCUAUGGACUAUCGAUCAUACUGCCACAAACUGAACUUAGCUUCUACCUUCCUCUUCACAGAGUGUGUGUAGAUAGAUUAACACACAUUAUAAGGAAAGGAAGGAUAUGGAUGCAUAAGGAGAGGCAAGAAGGUUUCCAGAAGAUUGUCUUGGAAGGCACAGAGAGAAUGGAGGAUCAGGGCCAGAGCAUCAUUCCAAUGCUGACAGGAGAAGUUAUUCCUGUAAUGGAACUCCUUUCAUCUAUGAAAUCACAUAGUGUUCCAGAAGAAAUAGAUAUAAAUGACACUGUCUUAAGUGAUGAUGACAUUGGGGACAGUUGCCAUGAAGGCUUUCUUCUAAAUGCCAUCAGUUCACACCUACAGACUUGUGGUUGCUCUGUAGUUGUAGGUAGCAGUGCAGAGAAAGUUAAUAAGAUAGUGAGGACACUGUGUCUCUUCCUUACUCCAUCAGAACGGAAGUGCUCCAGACUCUGUAGAAAUGAGUCUUCCUUCAAAUAUGAGUCAGGGCUCUUUGUACAAGGAUUGCUUAAGGAUGCGACUGGAAGCUUUGUGUUGCCCUUUCGUCAAGUAAUGUAUGCUCCAUAUCCCACUACACAUAUAGAUGUGGAUGUCAACACAGUGAAGCAGAUGCCUCCCUGCCAUGAACAUAUAUAUAACCAACGGCGAUAUAUGAGGUCUGAGCUGACAGCAUUUUGGAGAGCUAAUUCAGAUGAAGAGAUGGCUCAGGAUACCAUUAUCCAUACUGAUGGAAGCUUCACGCCUGACUUGAAUAUCUUUCAAGAUGUCCUGCAUCGAGAUACAUUAGUAAAAGCCUUUCUAGAUCAGAUCUUUCAUUUGAAACCUGGCUUGUCUCUGAGGAGUGCUUUCCUUGCACAGUUCCUGUUAGUCCUUCACAGAAAAGCUUUAACUCUUAUAAAGUACAUAGAAGAUGACACGCAAAAAGGAAAAAAGGCUUUUAAGUCUCUUCGGAGCUUAAAGAUAGACCUUGACUUAACAGCAGAGGGCGAUCUUAACAUAAUAAUGGCUUUAGCUGAGAAGAUCAAACCAGGUCUACAUUCCUUUAUUUUUGGGAGACCCUUCUACACUAGUGUGCAGGAACGUGAUGUGCUAAUGACAUUUUAACAAUACAUUGGUGUGUGGUAUUUCAAUUCUGGAUGUUGCUGAAAGAGUUACCAACAUAAACACCACUUCCCUCUGGGCAAGCUCUGUCCUUCUCUUAUGCAGCGCUAUAUAAAUAAAAACACUACAGUCCGUCAGAAGUGAGCCAGCAGCAUUAUUAGGUGGAGAGUCACUUCAAUCAAAGCAGUCUUUUUCAGAAGAAUCCCUGUUUUGUGUGCGUGUACAUGUUCCCCAGUGGAAAUGAAGAUUUCUGCGGAUUUUGUUAGACGUCCAUUGUGUAAACUUGGCCACAAUUGUGGUUUUCAGAAUCACAAAACAUUCUGGCUUAAACUAAUUUGAAGGGAGGUUUUUUUUAUAUUCUCCGAAGAGAUUACACAACUCUUUCUUCCCUUCCUCCCUGCCCCAACAUCACUUUCCUUCAAUUUUAUGUCAGUUUUCCCCAUUCUGCUAAUUGUAUUUCCUAGUAUUAUGGUAGAAAACAAAUUCUGCCCUGCAGCAUGGGGCCCUUUCAUCUGUGAACUAGAAAAUGGAAAAGAGAUAUUUCUGUUUCUUCUUUUAUUCUGUCAUGUGUGAUGUUUGCAUGAAAUCUACCUUCCUUUUCCCCUCUGUUCCAACUCCUGUGAAAACUUUUGGUUAUUGAAGCUGAAGAAUUUUUUUUAAAACCUUGAAAAGGCCAAGAGAGAAGAGUAUUUUGCGGUAUCAUUCUUUGAAGCAAAGUACUAACGUUUUGCAGAUAGAAUAAAACUGAUGGAUAGAAUACUGCUUUUAAAACUGGGUCAUUAUUUUAUCUGCUUUAUAAGUGCCAAGCAGGAUGUUCUGUCACUGAUUAUGUUGGACCAUCAUGCAUUUCCCUGUUUAAUGACCCAACAUAAUUGAGCUCUUUCAAAACACGAAAAUUUGAUUUUUAUGCUUGAAUAGUAAUUGCCAAUCUUUCCUUUUAUAAUAUGCUGCUAUUUUUCUCUAUUAAUAAGAGCAAGGGCCAAAUUAAGAUGUUAGACCACCUGUGCCUUUUCUUUUUGGAAACAGAUGCAAACAGACAGCUAUUUUCUUUUCAUGUUGUUUUUAUCAAUAUAUUCAUUGUAACUUACCUGAUGAAUUGAGGUGGUUGUGAACUAAUAGGAAUAGUGAAGUUCUUGGAUAAAACCAAACCUGAUUUGCUCAGAUGCUAAUCUUUCCUCCAUCUCCAGUUCACCUCUAUUGCUUGUUCUGGUUUCUUGGAGAAGAUAAAGGGUAGGAAGAAUAUGGGACAUAUAUUUUACCUGCCUUUCACUUUUUAUUUCUUACUUGAAUAAUCUGAGCUUUUGAAUUUAUUUUCAAGUUUCCUAGAGAUGUUCAAGAUUUUGCCAUCAUACUGCAUGCUCUGCUGUAAUCAGUAAUCAAUCUGCAUUGCAUGCUGCUUUUUUGCCAAAGCUAGGAAUCUACUUCUAUAAGUGCAAUGUAUUAGUGUAAGUGCAAUGACUGGACGUUACUUGUCAAAAAACUAUCUUUGUUAUCCUGUAUUUCUAAGUAAAGUUGUUGCUUUCCUACUACACCCCUUUUUGGAGUUUAUGAUGAGAUGGUUUUCUCUUUAAACUAGCCCUUUUCUAUGAUGCUGUUCUGUUAGGUGAAAGUCAUGCUUCUGAUUUAUUGCCUCCCUUAAAAAGGGAUAUUGUCAAAUACCAAAUGUCCAAAAUUUAUCAUUUUCUUUUAGGAAAGUGUAUUCUGCAAUCCAGAUGUUUAGAAUUAAAUUUUUUAACAACUUGGAUGUGCAGGGGUGCACCAGAGAUGCAUGUGCAAUUAUUUUGAUGGCACAUGAAAGCCCGUUAUGUGCAAAUGGCCAUAAUUUGCUAUUCGUCUAUUCAGUUACCUGAUUACAUGUAUAAGGAGUUUAAGUAGGAACCUUGCAAAAUAUAUCAAGCUCUUGGAUACCCUUCCCCCAGUUUCUCACCAGGAAAGCCAUUGUUAAAAUUAUGCUGACAUAUUCAGUGAUGCAAAGAUUCAGAUUCUAUUUUACCUUUUUGUUGCUAAUUUUUCUUCUGCAUUUUAAUCAGCUUGCCAACUAGAAAAGGGCAUAAUUGACAAAAUAUCUGACUCAAUUUUCUGAAAUGUAAGUAAUUAAGGGGUUCAUGUCCAGCUGGUUUUAGAUGCAGGGUGGAAUGAAUCAUUCUAACUUUUGUUAAUGCUUUGACACUACUAACAGUGAAACUCUGUUUGAAAAUAUGUUAGUGUUCACUCUGAGAUAACUAAAUGCUGGAAAUUUGUUCAGCUGCUAGUUUUGUUGCACUAUUGUCAUGAGUACAGACUGUACAGUGAAAUUAUUUAUUAAUACAUUUGCAUGCUGUGUUGUAAAUCUUUUUGCUCAGGAGAAGAAAGGCUUUCUAAUAAAAUGCACAUGUUAUUUUAUUUGUUA
Molecule: messenger RNA, 3902 nt
Organism: Gavialis gangeticus (Gharial)
Lineage: Eukaryota; Metazoa; Chordata; Crocodylia; Gavialidae
Gene: C9orf72
Product: chromosome unknown C9orf72 homolog
Exons: 11
Coding region: 71-1516 (481 amino acids)
Biological process (GO): autophagy; endocytosis
Cellular component (GO): autophagosome; endosome
Molecular function (GO): guanyl-nucleotide exchange factor activity
Source: RefSeq, a predicted model, not a curated record